Gastrolobium bilobum is the source of this 516-nucleotide messenger RNA. RefSeq names its product ethylene-responsive transcription factor ERF084-like. The record is from RefSeq and is a predicted model, not a curated record. Lineage: Eukaryota; Viridiplantae; Streptophyta; Magnoliopsida; Fabales; Fabaceae. Gene Ontology annotation, biological process: regulation of DNA-templated transcription. Gene Ontology annotation, molecular function: DNA binding; DNA-binding transcription factor activity. Bases 1 to 516 code for a protein of 171 amino acids. The transcript has a single exon.
AUGAACGGCGAAAUUUUCUUACAUGAAACCACAACCACCAAAACGGCGCUCGAAGGAAUCGCUGUGGUCGUUGGAGAACACGUCCUCUUUGGACCCAACUACAACAAAACGGCCACGUUUUCGGCUUCCAUUUUGGUUUCGGAGCCUGUGACUCCAAAGAAGGUGGAGAACACCGUUAAUGUUUCGGUUAACAAGAGCUACAGGGGAGUGAGGAAGAGACCUUGGGGUAGGUGGUCGGCGGAGAUACGAGACCGAAUAGGUCGGUGCCGCCACUGGCUGGGGACCUUCGACACGGCCGAGGAGGCGGCGCGUGCUUAUGACGCGGCCGCAAGGCGCUUGAGAGGCUCCAAGGCUCGGACAAACUUCAAGGCACCGCCGGUGUUACCACUAUCGCCGCCGUCAACCUCGGAAGUUAAACUUUUGAGUGGUGGUACCGUUAAGCCGAAAACCACGCCCAACAGUACUAGGAAGUGUUCCGUGGUUACCUCUGUAGAACAAUUGUUCAGUGUAGGUUAA